AUGAGUCAUCAACACUCUUCCCCGCCUCUGCCCAACCUGCAGUCGCUGUCCAUCAACCCCUCGCCUUACGGAGAGUACCCCUACAACAACGUGUUCGGCCCUCCCGUCGCUACGCCUUCCGGUGCCCCCACUCGCGGCUGGACUAGCAGUCCCAAGCAGCGCGGCUCGCGCUCCGGAAUUCCUUCCGCUUGGUUUGAUCCUCAGGUGACGGAGAAUGGCGGCGGUGGCCACCAUUACGACGUGUUCCGUCGCGGCGAUGGAGCGUCGCCCACCAUCUCGGCUCCGUCUACGGCCAGCUCUGGUGCGACUCCGGCGCAGCCGUACUAUCCCGCUUUCAGCAUCGACCCGUUCCCUUCGAUGGGCCUGGCGCCCUCGCCUCCCCCCUCCGUUCCCUACGGAAUGGCUCCGGGAUCGGCUGCCUUUGCUCCCUUUGCGUCGCAGCAUGUCACAUCGAUGCCGCAGCGUCCGACUCAGUGGCGUGGAAUGAUCCCCACCCCUGAUGACGAUGUCAUCCCGACGGCGAUCGUCAUCAAGAACAUUCCGUUUGCCGUAUCGCGUGAGACGCUGCUGGCCAUCAUUGAGUCACUCGGCGCUCCCCUGCCCUAUGCGUUCAACUACCACCACGACAACGGCGUCUUCCGCGGCCUUGCCUUUGCCAACUUCCGUGCUCCCGAGGAGGCUGCCAGCGUCGUCGCGGCUCUGAACGGUUACGAUGUGCAAGGUCGCAAGCUCCGCGUCGAGUACAAGAAGGUCCUUCAGCCUGGGGAGAAGGAUCGCAUCGAACGUGAGAAGGCUAUCAAGCGCAUGAAGAGCAUGCAGCUCGACUCGGUCAAGACGCCCAUCGAGCCCUCGCACGCUCACAACAAUGCGCACAACAACUCGCACGGCAACUCGCACAACAACAUGCAGCGCAACGGCCACCACCAACAGGUGUCUUACGGCGACUCGUCCAACGAUGACCGCAGCCCGACUCAGUCGUCCGGCUCCAACAAGUCUGACACCCUCCCGGUGUCGCUGGACCUCAACGAUCCGGCCACGCUGUCUAUCUACAACAUGGUCUACAUGUUCAAGGAGGAUCGCAUGCGCGAUGAGUUGGUUCUUUCCAGGAACCUCUCGCCGACUGAGCGCCGUAUCGUGCACCUCGUUGCGCAGAAGCUGUCCUUGACCAGUGUCACUAAGGGUGACGGCGAUGCCAAGCAUGUCGUGGUCACUAAGGACACGCCCAAGUCGACCCAGUCGACUACGCACACGAGCUACCUCCAGCCUUACCCCGAAGGAAACGGUCACGGCCUGCGCAUUAAGAAGUCGAUGCCGGACCUGCGCGGCUUCAAUGGCCCUGUUGUUGCCCGCGACCCUGCUCGCAGCCUGACCCCGCAGCGCUCUUCUGGUAACCUCCGUGAGACUGCUGUCGCUGGCGUCGUUGGUGGUCGCGACUACUCGUCCAUGGGAGCGUCGCAUGGCCGCCGCCUUCUUGGAUCAGGCACCUUCAACAGCUUCUUCGGCGCGCCCGUCGGCGCCCCUCCCGUUCCUCCUCUUCCUGCGUCGCUGAGCGAUCUGCACGGAGAUUCGGGUUCGCAGCCUCUGCGCAACCCUCGUGGGCCCGUCGGCGAGUCGCGCGGUUUCUCGUCUGGUACCUUCCCGCGCGUCGCCAGCUCGCUCCGUGGUGUCCCCGGCUCUCUGGCUCUUCCGCGCGACACGCUCAGCCGUCGCCUCAGUGAGGAGGACGAGCAGGACUCUUCGCGUGCCAACGCGCGCGAGGAGCUUGAUAUCUAG
Messenger RNA from Trichosporon asahii var. asahii CBS 2479, 1773 nucleotides. RefSeq lists its product as uncharacterized. The transcript has 2 exons. NCBI's taxonomy places the organism in Eukaryota, Fungi, Basidiomycota, Tremellomycetes, Trichosporonales, Trichosporonaceae. The record is from RefSeq and is a predicted model, not a curated record. Gene Ontology annotation, cellular component: nucleus; cytoplasm. The coding region runs from base 1 to 1773 and encodes 590 amino acids. Gene Ontology annotation, molecular function: mRNA binding.